AUGAGUGCCAACACUAUCCUGCUCGGCUCGGUCGAAUUCGAGGAGCUUCCCCUCCACCUCGAGGUCCAUCAAUCCAUGCAGGCUUUGAGACCUUCGGCUAUCGAGGAGGACGAAGAUGACGCACGAUCAUUGCUAUAUCUCUUUGACGAUAACGACUUUGAACGAGCGGCUGCUUUCUUGGCCAUCGAGGAGGCGCGUCGACAUGCCGAGGCUCAGGCUCACGCCGCAGCCGAGGCUUUCAUCGCAGCCGAACUUCAGCGACAAAGAACGCAAACGAUAGCGGAGCGUCUCAGAAGACUGUUGGACGAGGAUGACGAGCUUGUUGACAUGCUGGGAAGGCGAGUCCUCGCGACCAAUGGAUAUCAGAUACCUGACCUUUGGCAGCCGCAUCAUCAUCAUCAACAUUAUCACCGGCGUGACCCGAGGUAUUUGCACCGAAAUCUGCAAGCUGGGUCAAGUCAUGCUGAGCAGAGAACACGCUCUGCUCCAUUUGUCGAUGUUCACGCAGCAUGGGACGAUCUGGACCAGAAGUCAGGUCUUUCAGCACAUCCUCGAGCCAACCCCUUUAUUCAUACCGCUCCCCUCGUCUUGCGCGGACAUGCCCCUUACCAUCCGAGAUCUACCCAGCACAGCCAUGUUCAACCGCGCUUGUCGGCGGAUCCAACAGCCACUGGCCAAGCAUAUGCUACGCCGUCGACUCGCACCAGCAUUGCUAUUCACCCACUUACGGGUGUGCCCAUGUUGCUGGUUGAGGAACAAGAUGAAGCUGACGAGCCUUCCUCAGACAACAAACCCACCACUACCACAUACGACAACGACGCCGAAGCCGAGCUUGACGAAGGGCCCAUCGACGACGAAUCUGACAUCGACUGGCUCGGUCGGGAACUCUUGCAUCGACGAGGUGGUGCCAACGUCUGGGUUCUCUCAGCUGACAAUGGCCUCGAUUCGGUCGAGCCUGCUUCCUCGACAUCCGCAGCUGGGCCAACUUCGUCGCAGACCGCCAGCAGAGCAACUUCCAUGGCAGUCCCGUCGAAACAAUCUGGAACUGCGCUUCCGACGUUGCCGAGCGAAAUCGAAGAAGUCGAUAGCGAUCAUGAACCUACACACGACUUCGACCAGGCAGCACGGGAGCCUCCGGCUCUCAGCAAUUCAUCUCAACGUGUUGCGGCCGCACUGGCACAAGCCGCCUUGCGCAACGCCGGCAGUGAGACGCAACCUUCAUUGUCGCCGUCAAAAGCUGGACAGACUAGAAGACAACGUGCUGCCACCGUCAUGUCUGAGUCCGAAGAGGAAGAGCUCGAGACUGUCGGAAUACCCGUGGUGGACGACGAAGAGGAGAAAGGGAAGGAUGAGGCACCUCGUCUUGAUGGACGGCCGCGGAAGACCGUCAAGGUGGUCGAUCUGCGCUAG
Molecule: messenger RNA, 1410 nt
Organism: Mycosarcoma maydis (corn smut)
Lineage: Eukaryota; Fungi; Basidiomycota; Ustilaginomycetes; Ustilaginales
Exons: 1
Coding region: 1-1410 (469 amino acids)
Source: RefSeq, a predicted model, not a curated record